CCACAUUUUAGAGUGAACUUUUAACUUAGAAACAAAAGGCGCCGGCUAUAUAAGGGAGCGAUCUAAGGACUAAGACAUCGAACUUUACCAAGCAACAGUCUUAGAACAAUACUGAAAAUGGGUCAGAAAAUAUCAAGCAGCAGCGAGCGUUCGUCGAGGCAAUUCUCAUUCAUAGAGCCAAUCUUAGCACGUACAACCAGAACGAGCAGCAACGGCCGUUCAAAUAGAAGCAGUAACUCACCGCCGAAGAAUAGCAGAAGACACAGCGUUAAAGAUGGUCACCACAGACGUACACACCACCACCACCACCGCAACGGAAACCAUCUCUCGGCAUCCGGAAUGGAAUCUGAAUGCCCACACAGACUUGACGUCUUAUUGGACAUGCCAGCAGUCGGUGUAGAUGUACAACAACAGCACGGCUGGAACUCUGAAGACAAAAGCGUGAACGUUUUCGUAAAGGACAACGACCUAACUGUACACAGACAUCCUGUCGCACAAUCCACUGACGGUGUACGGGGCAAAGUGGGAUACAGCAGAGGCUUGCAUUGCUGGGAGGUAACCUGGAACACCCGCCAACGAGGCACACACGCUAUGGUUGGGGUAUGCACAUCAGAAGCCGCUCUAACAUGCAUGGGGUACCGUUCCCUCAUUGGACAAAAUAACGAGUCCUGGGGAUGGGACUUGGGACGCAAUAAGCUUUUCCAUGGCGGUAAAGUGCACCGCAAUGAAAAGAAGACCUACCCCUCGUACCUCGAAUCGGACGAGAAUUUCGUCGUUCCUGAAAAAGUUCUGGUUGUUUUAGAUAUGGAUGAAGGAACCUUAAGCUUUGUAGCUGACAAGCAAUACCUUGGCGUGGCGUUCACCGGCCUCAAAGGCAAGACUCUAUACCCCGUUAUAAGCUGUGUGUGGGGUCACUGUGAAGUGGGAAUCAAGUACAUCAAUGGCCUUGAACCUGCCCCUCUACCAAUGGCAGAGCUUUGCCGCCGUCGAAUUCGAAUGUCGAUGGGCAAGAAACAUCUGCACGAGGUCGAAAAACUGCCGUUACCCCAUCUGCUGCAAGAAUACGUGCUCUACCGGUGAUCACGAUCAAACUGCAGCGUUUCGCCAAGCGAUGCGUUGGGUUGGUACUACGGUGCUAAGACGCGGUUCCGCCGUUGUGCAAUAUUCUAUGGACAAGUGUCUGUUACUUUUUAUAAAAAACCGUACUUUUAACACAGAAAAUGUUCGCGCCCACGAUUUUAUUAUUUAUUUUGUCGCACGGUUAAACGGUUAUAGGUACGCUAUUACAUAGCAUGCUACUGCGCUGUGUCGUUCCGUAAGGUUCUUUCGAUUUUAAUCUUUCCCGUUGUUUUAAAUGUAUUUUGCCUUCAUUUUAUCACCACAAAAUAAAGUAAUAUGCCACAAA
This is a messenger RNA of Ciona intestinalis (vase tunicate), 1405 nucleotides long. Lineage: Eukaryota; Metazoa; Chordata; Ascidiacea; Phlebobranchia; Cionidae. The record is from RefSeq.